Messenger RNA from Acanthosepion pharaonis, 1830 nucleotides. The record is from the annotation of a GenBank genome assembly. NCBI's taxonomy places the organism in Eukaryota, Metazoa, Mollusca, Cephalopoda, Sepiida, Sepiidae.
AUGAAGGCUGGUAUUCAGGGACGAACAAAAUGUGCCAAAUUACUACUUUUCGCAGGGGCAUCACCAAAACUUCGAGAUUUUGGUCGCAAACUUUGCGCAGAAGAAUGGGCUCAUUUUACUGGACGCCAUGACUGUGCAGACGCAAUAAGCAAAUUUACGAAGGCAAAACGAUUUGUAUUUGGGCAGCAGCCCGUUCCAGAUGAUCGCCAGAUGUGUGUCUACGCCUCUGAUUCCUGGCGCGAUUUCGCCGUCCGAUUCCCCACCGUCGAUGCGGCGAAACAACAGUACCGAGUGUGUGAAGAUACCACGGGUGGAGUAACCAAGUUUACAGUUGUUGUCAGCAUUUUAAAAUUAAAAUCCUCUUUUUUUUCCUCUCUCCUCUUCCUCUCUCCUCUUCUUCCUCUCUCCUCUUCUUCCUCUCUCCUCUUCUUCCUCUCUCCUCUUCUUCCUCUCUCCUCUUCUUCCUCUCUUUUCCGUGACUCAUCUCUCUCUUUAUUAUCUUCUUCUUUAUUAUCCCUCUCUUUCACUUUACUUUUCGCUUUCUAUUGUCUCACUUUCCAUUACAUUAUCUCUCUCUCUCUCCUUUUUCUUUCUCUCCCUCCGCGCUCUCUUUCUCUCCCUCCCUCCCUCCCUCCGCUCUCGCUUUCUUUCUCUUUUUCUUUCUUUCUCUUUUUCUUUCUUUCUCUUUCUUUCUUUCUCUUUUCUUUCUUUCUCUUUUCUUUUCUUUCUCUUUUCUUUCUUUUUUUUCUUUCUCUUUUCUUUCUUUCUCUUUUCUUUCUUUCUCUUUUUCUUUCUUUUCUUUUUCUUUCUUUCUCUUUUUCUUUCUUUUCUCUUCUUUUUCUUUCUCUUUUCUUUCUUUCUCUUUUUCUUUCUUUCUCUUUUUCUUUCUUUCUCUUUUUCUUUCUUUCUCUUUUUCUUUCUUUCUCUUUUUCUUUCUUUCUCUUUUUCUUUCUUUCUCUUUUCUUUCUUUCUCUUUUUUUUUUCUCUUUUUCUUUCUCUCUUUUUCUUUUCUUUCUCUUUUUCUUUCUUUCUCUUUUUUUCUUUCUUUUUUCUUUCUUUCUCUUUUUCUUUCUUUUCUUUUUCUUUCUUUUUCUUUUUCUUUCUUUCUCUUUUUUCUUUCUUUCUCUUUUUUCUUUCUUUCUCUUUUCUUUCUUUCUCUUUUCUUUCUUUUCUCUUUUUCUUUUUUCUCUUUUCUUUCUUUUUCUUUUCUUUCUUUCUCUUUUUCUUUCUUUCUCUUUUCUUUCUUUUCUUUUCUUUCUCUCUUUUCUUUCUUUUCUCUUUUUCUUUCUUUCUCUUUUCUUUCUUUCUCUUUUUCUUUUCUUUCUCUUUUUUCUUUCUUUCUCUUUUCUUUUUCUUUCUCUUUUCUUUCUUUUCUCUUUUUCUUUCUUUUUCUUUCUUUUCUUUUCUUUCUUUCUCUUUUCUUUCUUUCUCUUUUUUCUUUUUUUCUCUUUUUCUUUCUUUCUCUUUUUUCUUUCUCUUUUUUCUUUCUCUUUUCUCUUUUUCUUUCUUUCUUUCUCUUUCUCUUUUCUUUCUCUCUUUCUCUCUUUCUUUCUCUCUCUCUCUUUCUCUCUUUCUCUUUCUUUCUCUCUCUUUUCUCUCUUUUUCUCUUUUCUCUUUUUCUCUUUUCUCUUUUCUCUCUUUCUCUUUUCUCUCUUUUCUCUCUUUUCUUUUCUCUCUUUUUCUUUUCUCUCUUUCUUUCUUUUCUCUUUCUUUCUUUUCUCUCUCUUUUCUUUCUUUCUCUUUCUUUCUUUCUUUCUCUCUCUUGUUUAUUGCAUUGUUUUGUUAUUUUUUAUGGUAAUCUUCAUUUUAUUUUUAUUCCUUUUUAUUUAA